AUGAUUCAUUCCACGGAUAAGCAACAGCUGGAGCAACUAGAGGACAUGUUAAAAGAGUUUAAGGCAAGAAGCAAAACAACAGUCAUGCUGGAAACUGGUUUUUACACGCUUGUUUUGCUGCUUUUGUUUGCUGGAAACUUUAUGACCCUCCUGGUAAUGUUUCUGUAUCGUCGGAUGCGGACAAUUCCAAAUAUGUUUGUAGCAUCACUCGCUGUUUCGGACUUGUUGUUUGGAGUGUUACUUGCAUUGCCUUUAGAUAUUCCUACACUGGUGACAUCUCAGUGGCCCUUUAACGAUUUGACUUGCCAAUUUCAAGGCUACACAACUACAAUCUUGACUGUUGCUUCGAUUCACACGUUGGUCUUGAUGGCAGUGAACAGAUAUUUUAGAAUCGUCAAGCCUGACAAGUAUCACCGCUACUUCACCAAAAAGAAAACCAUGAUGAUGAUACUUGUAUCUUGGGCGUCCUCCAUGAUUGCGCCUUUUCCUUAUUUCCUGAGCGGUGGCAAAAUGGUUUUUCGUCCUUACAGCUUCGUCUGCUCUCCUCCAGUCAAUAAUAGUGCAUUCCUGGGAUAUGGUCUGUUACUUUACAUAGGAUUUCCAAGCUGCAUAAUGUUUUACUGCUACACCAUGAUUUUCAAAACAGUUCGCAGGCAUAAUUACAAAUUUCAACUUCCUGGAAUGCGAUUCCGCUCGGUAAGCGUGCAAGAAAUUAAAAUCGCGCGGGCUCUGUUUGUGGUAGUCGUGAGUUUUAAUCUCUGUUGGAUUCCAGUUUUGUUGAUUAACCUCGUGGAUACGAUUCGCAGAAGCUGGGUCUUUUCUCGAGAGGUUUACGUAACACUUCAUUUUUUAAUCGCUUUGAGCAGUGCUUUAAAUCCUCUAACAUACAGUGUGCUUAAUAGGAAUUUUCGAGAAUGUUACAUGAAAGUUCUCUCCUGUAGAUAUUGCUGUUGUUCCCAGCGUACUGUUGUGAAACCGAAAGGAAACGCCAGUGUUGUGCAUACAAGACGUGAAGCCUUCGCUCUAGGUCUUCGUGGCACACGUCCCUGA
Porites evermanni is the source of this 1050-nucleotide messenger RNA. Lineage: Eukaryota; Metazoa; Cnidaria; Anthozoa; Scleractinia; Poritidae. The record is from the annotation of a GenBank genome assembly.